Homarus americanus (American lobster) is the source of this 1935-nucleotide messenger RNA. Its product is annotated as ubiquitin carboxyl-terminal hydrolase BAP1-like. The transcript has 12 exons. Bases 1 to 1743 code for a protein of 580 amino acids. NCBI's taxonomy places the organism in Eukaryota, Metazoa, Arthropoda, Malacostraca, Decapoda, Nephropidae. The record is from RefSeq and is a predicted model, not a curated record.
AUGGACUGUAGAGCCAGUAGCGACUCUGUGGGCUCCAGGAGAUGGCUUGUAGUUAAAGACAAGCGAUUAAAUGUGUCACGAAGUAUGACCACAAGAAACUUAGGUACGGUAUUGAAAGGAUUACAAUUGAGUGCUAACAAAGAGGUUUCGGAUGUUUGUCAUGAUUUCAUAUCAAACCAAAGGAGAUACAAUUGUUCAUGUUUCCUACAUGGGAUGCCAGAUUCCAGGGGUUACGACAGGCACACCAGAGCUGGCAACGCGACACAACCCGCAGGACGUGCUCCUCAGGCUCGGCCAAGCAUCAGACAAACUCCCGGAGUGCCCACCAGCAGUCGCACGUCUAAUGUGAAACUUUCAUUUGUAUCUAUGUCUUCAGCAGCGGGGCUGGUCUUUGAACUGAUGGUCAUAAGCCUUUUCCACCUCGACCACGGCUUCAUCAGUUUGUUAGACAAAAUACCCGAGGUAUACAGGAAAAGAGAAGUCAAACCCAUCAACACAUCACGACCGGAAGAUGAUAUUGAAGAAGGGAACAACCUGUCACUCUUGGCUGUUGCGGCAUCCCAAAAGCUGGAGGCUCAAGGUUAUGCUGAUACACCCAUUAGUGAAUCUCAUGAGCUUACCCCUGUGUCUGGGCUACACCACACUCCCAUCAAGAGGGAGCACACCACUGCGAUACUCGGCAUGCCCUCAGUUGGAAGCAUCUCGGCCCCACCGGAUUAUGCCACGCCUUUGACCAUAGAAACGUCGCCUGGUCCUCCGUCUACUCCCAGCACUGAUACGGCCUCAGAGGCAGGAAGCGCUUUCAACUCUCCACUGGCAAGCAGUGGAUCAAUGCAGAGCAGUCCAACCACCAGUUGUGAAUACCAGCAUCUGGUUGUUGUCCGCCUGACUCCUGCUGCUCCUCCUGUUGCCCUGGUCGCUCCCUCACCCGUCACCACAGCUCUUCCUGUUACAUCUACUACUAACCCAGGUUCAACUCCCACUAGUGCCCCAUCAAGCUUUGCUGGAUCAUUUGACACCCCAAACCGUGGAGAUCUCCCUACCACAGUUACAGAAUCACUGCACACAGUUGCUAAGAGGCUGGAGUUUGAAGAGGGAAAUUUCAAUAAGUUUACCAGUGAGGAAGAUCCCCACACACCACUGAGCUCUCGUGAUGAGUCGCCACUGUUUGAGGGCGACAUCAAAGCAGAUCCAAUGUCAUUAGACCUCUUGGACAGCUGUAAUAACCAAGCCUUUAGUUCUGAAAGCUAUGAAUCAAGUGGAUUGGGGUCAGAAAUCAACAUUAGGCAAGAGAGUAAUGAAAUGAAGGAGGACAUAGACUAUAAUACAAAAUAUAAAAGUGAGUGGGAUUCAGAAUAUGGACAAUCCUUAGAAGAUGGAAAAUUUGCACCCACAGACCUCCUUACACUCAUCAAUGUUCUAGGAACAGAAAUAACUACAUGUGAAAACCUGCUCAAGGAUGAACUUGAUAAACGGAAACGUUACAAGAUUGAUGAUAGCAGGAGAACUCAUAAUUAUGAUCAGUUCAUCAUCACAUUCCUGGCUAUGCUGGCAGAGCAAGGAAAAAUGGGAGACCUCGUGAAACAGCAACUACAACCACCAAGAAAGAGACCAGCCCCGGCACCUACUACUCCUCGAGGGUCCAAAGCUUCUCUAAAGAAGACAGAGUCCAAGACAUCUCCCAACGCAGCUUCCAAAAAACGUGGCAGAAAGAAAAAAGCCAAGGGCAAAAGGAAAAGAUGAAAAGAACUGAAGAGGGCAUAUCAGUUCAGUACACCAAGGACAAAAACAAUUUUUUUUUACAAAAGCACCUUUAUGUAACAUAAUCCUUAAUAUGAGAAGUAGGCAAAGCUUAUAACUAUAAAUUAUAUCCAAAAUUGUAAACAAAACAUUAACAUUUAUAAUUCUGUAUUAAUAAUACAAAUCACUCUUUAA